This is a messenger RNA of Melopsittacus undulatus (budgerigar), 1305 nucleotides long. It is a transcript of the gene RHEB, whose product is annotated as Ras homolog, mTORC1 binding. The transcript is spliced from 8 exons. Gene Ontology annotation, cellular component: plasma membrane. NCBI's taxonomy places the organism in Eukaryota, Metazoa, Chordata, Aves, Psittaciformes, Psittaculidae. Gene Ontology annotation, molecular function: GTPase activity; GTP binding; GDP binding. The record is from RefSeq and is a predicted model, not a curated record. Bases 299 to 853 code for a protein of 184 amino acids. Gene Ontology annotation, biological process: small GTPase-mediated signal transduction.
CGCCUGGCGCCGGCUCUCGGCGGCGGCGAGGUCGCCGCUCCGGCCUGUGACGCGUGACGCACAGGUACGUGAGGGGCUGGCGAGCCCGGCGGUCACGUGGGGCGGGCGCCGCCGCUGCUGCCAGGCGCCGCGGGUCCCGUGCGGUCGGGCCGCCGCUCUGCCGCCCCUCCCCCUCCGCCCCCCGCCGCAUGUCGCUGGCGGCGCGCCCCGCUCCCCGUCAGCUGCCCGCCGACACCGACACCGCCGCCGCCGCCGCAGCCGCCGCCCUUGAUGUGGUUCGGGGCUGGGCGGGGAGAAGAUGCCGCCGUCCAAGUCCCGCAAGAUCGCGAUCCUGGGCUACCGGAGCGUGGGAAAAUCUUCACUGACGAUUCAGUUUGUGGAAGGACAGUUUGUUGAUUCGUAUGAUCCAACUAUAGAGAACACUUUUACAAAACUGAUCACAGUAAAUGGCCAAGAAUAUCAUCUUCAGCUGGUUGACACUGCUGGGCAAGAUGAAUACUCCAUAUUUCCUCAGACGUACUCCAUAGACAUCAAUGGCUACAUUCUUGUUUAUUCAGUCACGUCAAUAAAAAGUUUUGAAGUGAUAAAAGUUAUCCAUGGCAAGUUAUUGGAUAUGGUGGGAAAAGUCCAAAUACCUAUUAUGCUGGUUGGAAAUAAAAAAGACCUGCAUAUGGAACGGGUGAUCAGCUAUGAAGAAGGGAAAGCUUUAGCAGAAUCUUGGAAUGCAGCUUUCUUGGAAUCUUCUGCUAAAGAAAAUCAGACUGCCGUGGAUGUUUUUAAGAGGAUAAUUUUGGAGGCAGAAAAAAUCGAUGGGGCAGCUUCACAAGGGAAAUCUUCAUGCUCAGUAAUGUAAUUCCACUGCAAAGCCUGAAAACACUGGGAAUACAUUCUACCUGAAGAAGCAAAACUGCCCAUUAUCUUUAAGGAUAAAACUAUGCUUCUUUUUUUCUUUUUUUUUUCCUUUUUUCUUUUUUUUUUUUCUUUUAUAAUUUUUUUUUCUGUUAACCUGAAAGAUAAAAAGUUGGUUUGGAGCCUUUCCCUUCAGAUUAUGUUAAACUCUGACUCCUGUGCAAAUGGCUUCACUUCCAUUUUCAAAUUUUAAGCAAUCAUAUUUUCAAUUUAUAUAUUGUAUUUCUUAAUAUUAUGACCAAGAAUUUUACUGGCAUUAAUUUUUCAGUGUAGUUUGUUGGUUAGAAUAAUCAUCAAAAUGAUGCAUAUUGUUACACUACUAUUAACUAGGCUUGGAUAUCAGUGUUUCUUUGUGUUAAAUGUAUACUUGUAAAUAAAAUAGCUGCAAACCUUAAA